This is a messenger RNA of Paraglomus occultum, 1005 nucleotides long. Lineage: Eukaryota; Fungi; Glomeromycota; Glomeromycetes; Paraglomerales; Paraglomeraceae. The record is from the annotation of a GenBank genome assembly.
AUGAUAAACUCUGAACAGCCAAAAGAUUAUCGAAUUCCUGAUACACCAGAUGAUGGUAUCAGCGCACUGGCGUUCUCGCCGGUUGCAGACUAUCUUGCUGUUUCUUCAUGGGAUACUUCCGUGAGAAUAUAUGAAAUAAAUGCUGCGGCCGGAGCUGCAUACGGCAAAGCAUUAUACAGGCAUGAAGGUGCUGUUUUAUGCUGUGCAUGGAGUAAAGAUGGAUCUAAACUCGUUUCGGGCGGCACGGAUAAGGCUGGUCGACUGUUUGAUUUAACUACACAACAGUCUAUGCAAAUCGCCCAACACGAAGCUCCUAUAAAAACUAUCAAAUGGGUAGAUAAUCAACCAAAUAAUCUGGUCUGCACCGGAAGCUGGGACAAAACCGUCAAGUAUUGGGAUACUCGAACCCCGACUCCCGUAUUGAGCGUCGAUGUACCCGAAAGGGUUUACACGAUGGAUCUAAUCUCUCCUCUAUUGGUUAUUGGCACUGCCGAAAGGCACGUUGUCAUAUACAAUAUAGCGAAUCCAAAUACACCAUAUAAGACGCAACCCAGUCCUUUGAAAUAUCAAACUAGAGUCGUUUCUUGCUUUAUAAACGCAACUGGGUAUGCAAUCGGAAGCAUCGAAGGAAGAGUCGGGAUCCAAUAUCUCGAGGAAAAAGACGGGCAGUCGAGUUUCUCGUUCAAAUGCCACCGAGAUGGUAAUAAUGUAUAUGCGGUAAAUGCAAUAUCAUUCCAUCCGUUGCACGGCACGUUUUCAACUGCCGGAAGCGAUGGCACGUUUAACUUUUGGGAUAAAGAUUCUAAGCAGAGACUCAAAGGCUUCUCCAAUGUUGGAAGUCCUAUAUCUGCUACGACUUUUAAUAGAAAUGGCACAUUCUUUGCUUAUGCCGCAAGUUACGAUUGGAGUAAGGGAUAUCAAUCAUUCCAACAGACCCAAAAUAUCGUAUAUCUGCACGCUGUAAAAGAGGAGGAUGUUAAACCCAGACCAGCAAAGAAGAGAUGA